UGAUAAAAAUCGUGAGGAAAAUCAGGAAAAUACAUUAUUGUAUUUUCACACAGUUUUAGUUGAAUUUUUAGUUGUUUGUCCUGUUUACUGUAGUGAAUGCGAACGGCCGUAAUAUGAGCGAUUAUGACUGGGAUUCGCAUAAUCGCCGCCAGGUACUGGAAGGUCGACAAAUUCUCGAGAGAACGUCGGCCAGCUUAGCUCGGUCCAAUCAAAUCGCAAUCGAAACCGAACAUACAGGACAUGAGGUCAUCUCGGAGCUUGAGGUUCAGCGCGAAUCUUUGCUGCGCAGUCAGCAUCGAUUGGAAAACGCCAACGAUGGUCUAUCCAAGUCGAGAGCAAUACUCCGGACAAUGCAACGGAACGUGUUAUACAAUAAAGUGAUUUUAAUUCUAAUUAUUGUACUGGAAGCCUUCAUACUUGCCGGUUUGCUAUUCCUGAAAUUUUUCCGCUAACAUCGAAAAAUGCGAAAUACGAGAUCGGCAUCAUUCCUUCUCUAAAUUUAUGACCACCAAAGCUGUUUUAUUCUAUUUUUGGCAAAAUGGAAACAUUGAAACAAAACAAAUAUAAACAUUUUA
Messenger RNA from Sabethes cyaneus, 575 nucleotides. RefSeq lists its product as uncharacterized. Gene Ontology annotation, biological process: vesicle fusion with Golgi apparatus; retrograde transport, endosome to Golgi; Golgi to vacuole transport. The record is from RefSeq and is a predicted model, not a curated record. NCBI's taxonomy places the organism in Eukaryota, Metazoa, Arthropoda, Insecta, Diptera, Culicidae. Gene Ontology annotation, cellular component: ER to Golgi transport vesicle membrane; SNARE complex; Golgi apparatus. The coding region runs from base 114 to 452 and encodes 112 amino acids. Gene Ontology annotation, molecular function: SNARE binding; SNAP receptor activity. The transcript is spliced from 2 exons.